UCGCUUCAGUUUACUUCGUCAAUUCAGUGCAGGUGCACAGUCGGACUGUUACUGGUGAUGCUACCUUCUUUUCAACCCGCGGAGAAGAGUUUGUGUUUUUAAGACAUCAGCAUAAGCGGCGGCGGUAGCAGGAUCGACUGAAUCGAUCCGAUCGAUUAAACUGCUUCGUCGAUAUAAGUGCAAUUAAUUUAUCGCUAAACAGGUGGCAUUACUGCUCAGCGUCCUAUCUUCAAAGAACACGAAGGAAAAGGAGAACUGAACGAAAGAACAAAGUAGAAAAUGCAAUUCAGUCAAGAAAUGUAACUGCAGCAUUUGUCACCCGCAACCGCUUAAGUGAAGAUCGACACCAUAUAACUCCCUUGUUCGGUCCUAGUGUGCUCGGCCUGUGUGUUAUCAGCAAAGCGCCUGCGAUUGCCGGUGCCGUUUUUGUGAUCUUUCCUGAUCAUUCCUCAUUCUAGUGCAUCCGUUUGUAUGCGUGAGCGUCUCGUUUUUGUGCGGGUGAUCGGUAGUGUUAGUCGUAGAAAGUCGUGUCUUCUAUCUAUUAGUUGCCGUCCGGAGAAAGCAACGCGUUAUCAUCCCUAGCGCUUCCAUCUCGGCAGUCGCUUCCCGAGGGAAGCUGUGAAGGUGUCGUAACCAAAGAUUUGAUCGAUAGGAUCUCCGUGCAUCCACUGGUGUGUACCUUUGGAACCGACCACUGAGUCAGGGUGUGACCAGCAGCCGCAACAGCAACAACCACUUCGAAGCCAUGGGAAAGACCACGGCGUUCAGUACAGCCGAUGAGCAGGAGUAUGCCGAAGUGCGGGGCAACACCGUUCCGGACAUGCUUUACGAUGUGGCGGCCCGUGCUGCAACGACGUCUGUCGGUCUGUUCGUAUACAAACGCAUCGAUAAUCUGCUGUGGACGAUAGAGAAAACCGCAAGAUGGUCCCUUCCACAGCCCUCGCCUGCGUCAGUAAGCUCCAAAACACCAGCAGCCGACGAGAGCGAAGACAUUGGAAGUAACAUUUCACGUCCACCGUUGAUACGGCCACUGCCCUGGCUUCUCUUCCUUCCGGCACUGAUUGCGCUGCGUAUGGUUCGUAGUGCGCUUUCUAUGGGUGCUCGCGUUGUUGGCAGGGGUCCCGUUCUACCCUCAUCAGUGGUAGGCUUUUUGCAAAACAAGCGACGGAAGCUUCGUGCCCUCAAGUACCGCGGCCAACGCUUGCAGAGAAUUGCUCAAAUCGAGCAGAAUGCGGAUCCUAAACAGGUAUCUUGGCUCCAACGGAUCAUUGUACCGUUCCGAAUGGUUAUUUGCACGCGCCCAUACAGAUCAAUUGAUGCAAACUCGGACGUGGCACAUGCCGUUGUAUUCCGCAAGGAUCGUCCAUCUAGCACUGACCAGAAGCGAGUUGUCUCUAAAAAGCGUAAUCUGAACCAACGCGAAGCAGAAAGUGCCGAGGAGGAAGCAAGUGAUGAGGACUCGUUCGAGGAUGCGGGAUGCAAGGUGCUGCUCGAUAAGUAUGCCGACGAGGAGGACUCAAGUUUUAAUAUGGCAGAUGCAUCUUCAGCCAGUUCAGGCGGCACCGAUAGCUCCCUUUCCGAUGCUGAUCCCUCUCCCAAGAAACUUCAGAGUGGCAAACAGUCACAGCAGGAACAGCAGUCUCUACCAAAGCAAAACGGAGGACAGCAACCGCCAUCCAAGUCAGAUACUUUAACACGUUCGUUGAGUGAGAACAAGAAUGGCGUUGAUUCGCAGCCUACGGCCACGAAAACUUCCGCUCAAAAGGCCAUUAACGCGGGCAAUCGGUCAAAAUCAGCGGCUGAUUUGGAAAAUGGAAAUGCCCAAUCGUCUAACACGUCUGAAACGGAGAGCAAGAGUGCGGCAUCCACCAACAUAGCUGGCAGUACUACACCUUCCAAGAGCAUUCCAAAUCUCUCCAACUCGCCGGAAAACAAUGAGAACAAACCGAUCAAUCAGAAUGUCGCUGGCGGACCAACCGCAUCCGUAGCCGCUGCGUCCCAAAUAAAAUCGACUUCUCCAACGGUUCUUAAGUCUACGACAGCCAAGCAGUCUCCGAUCAUGAGCGACGUCCGCAGUAACUUUCAGCAACAGAAACAAGCGAGUCAAAAGCAGCUCGGUUCUGCCGGUCAGCAGCAGCAACAGCAGCAGCAGCAGCAAUUGCUACAAGCUUCACAACAGCAGCAGCAGCAUGUUGGCAAUGGCGCAAAAUCUCGCAACAAGAAAGGAGCUACUCAGUCGUCCUUUGCUUAGGAGAGUGCUAGAAAAAUGGUUCUACUUAGAGGAAGUGUGGACCAGCUUCCGUUAUGCUAUUAUCGUAAUUUGUUAUUUGUCUUGUUUAUGUUUGUACACUGUUCGAAAUGGGGUCUGAUUGGUUACUUCGUGGUUUUACCGUAGUGUCGCUGUAGCGAUCGUUAAUAAAUUUUCCCACAUGCAUCUUUUUCGCCUCGAUUCAA
Messenger RNA from Anopheles stephensi (Asian malaria mosquito), 2454 nucleotides. It is a transcript of the gene Jabba, whose product is annotated as SUN domain-containing protein 2. The transcript has 5 exons. Lineage: Eukaryota; Metazoa; Arthropoda; Insecta; Diptera; Culicidae. The coding region runs from base 746 to 2251 and encodes 501 amino acids. The record is from RefSeq and is a predicted model, not a curated record.